AUGUCUUCUCGUCCGGAGCUCAACGCCCAUAAAUUUUUUGCAGAUCGCUUCGCCGCUGUCCUCGCUCAGCAGGGGAACUCUCCCCGCCAAGUGUCGUCUAUGGGCUUUGGAGCCUUAGCCAUCACCGAUGGCUCGCCUUCUGCUGCUGCAGCUUCCGCUGCAGUUCCUUCUGCCCCCGCGUCCCCUGCUGCGGUUACGACCCCUCUCUCCUCUGGCCAACAGGAGGUCAGACCUGCUCCUGUUGGCCCUUUGCAAGCUUCGGGUCAGUCCGCUACUGUGGUGGAAAUCGACGAUGAUGAUGAAGAGAUGGAUGGUGAUGAGGAGGUGGUUGGUGUUCGUUGUGGCAAAGAGACGGGUGUGUUGGUUGAUGAUGGUGAGACGGGUGGUGCAGAUGAUGAUGAUGAGAUGGGUGAGGUCGAUGAAGAUGAGGAAAUCCUCAGUGUUGAUCUCGGUGAUCCGGCGCUGUUUGAGGAUAGAGAAACUUGGGUGUCAGAGUUGGAAAAGUUAAGCCCUGUUCGUGAUAAUGAGGGGUCUCCCGAAUUCCGCGUACAGCUCCAGACUUCUUUCGGGAAGAAACGGCCGAGAAAGAUUAAAGCCGAGAAACGUCGCCGUUCCCCUUCCGCCCACGACGAAGUAACUCCUCCUUCGGCGAAACGGGUCAAAGAGACCCCUCGAUCCUCUACAGGACAGGCUGAAUUGUUUCCCUCCCCUUCCAACGAGCCAGGGAGUGCUCGCAAGGCAUCGUUGCGAGAGCAGAAUAGGCUAUGGAAGUUGUUUAUCGAUGAAAGGGAGCGAUGGGAGGUCGCCAGUAUCGAUGAGUCGUGUGAUAGAUGUCGCCGUGAAAUUAUCACGUAUGGGAGAGCGAAAUGGCCGUGUCUACGACCGGUCAAACCUCAUAAUCGCGGGUCCCGUUGUGCUUCUUGCACUUCUGGCCCCUGCUCGUUCUGUCCCCCCAACACCGCUCGGGAUAUUCCUCCUAGACCUUCUGCUCCCCUCGGUCCCCCCUACACUCCGUCCGCCGCUGUUCGCCGCCGUCUCCCCACAGCCCAAGACGGGGACUAUCCUUCGCGCUCUCCUUCGGCGAACUUCUCCUCUCCCGGCCCCAUCUCGCCGUCACCCGCCGUCCGUCGCCCGCCUAACUCUCCCGUGGCCGGACCGUCUCGUCUCCCUGCUACUCCUUCUGCAGGUUCGUCUCGUCGCGCGCCUCGCCGUGCUCCCUCUGCCUCCCUCCAGCCCUCAACACCUGUGGCUGGCCCAUCUCGUCUCCCGGCUACUCCUUCUGCCGGUCCGUCUCGUUCCACCAGGAGCCGUCCUACUCCUGUGUCAACCCAAGAGGAGUCUCCCCUAAGUCUCCCUCCUGCCCUUGGGACCCGAAGCCGUCAACCAUCUGCUCCUCCUGCUUCUGGGCUCUCAACUCCUGCACCUCCUGUGAAAGCUCCUCCGAAAUCUUCGAAAGAGAAAGGCAAGAAGAAGAAAGCUGUCCAGUUCGAACCGGCUGUGGUGGAAAACGAAAGUACUCAGCUACCAGAGGAAAUCCCUCCUUCCCUCGACCACCCCACUAUCGCUAUCGACCCUCGGAUACCAGAGGAAGACAAACAGCUAGCCACCUUUCGCUCCGUCAUUAUUGGUUUAACCACUCAAUUACAAGCCAAUAGACGAGAUACGGCGAAGCUCGUCGAAUAUUGCGUGAAGUUGGUCUCCGCAAUGAAUACUCUCUCUCGGACACUGGCAACCCUUGUGAACUCCUCCGACAUAGGGCCAUUAGGGCGAACUGAGUUAGCUAGAGUCUCCCGAGAGCUCACAACGGACAUGAGCGACUUCUACCGCAAUCUCUUUGACUCUCCCUACCUCCUGAACCCCACUGAGUAUAUGCUCCCCCCUACGCUGGACUGGUUAAAACCAUCUCAACCAGCUCGACUCAGUUCUCAGGAUGGUGCUUUCCUCGAUAUCCUAACUCUUCCCGCAGACUGUCUUAGAGCACUUCGUCAGUUGUGGAAAUCACCUAGUCUGAGUCUCGCUCGUGAUCCUGCUCUCCACUCCGCUCACAUUCUCGCCUUUAACACAGCAUGGAAGGAGACUCGAGCCCUCCGACGGACGGUGGCACCGAAGGUUACUGAGAGUAGUUCUGGGGGUGGUCCUGCACCGGGGAACGAGGAACAGGGAGGAAGUUCGCAGCAGUGA
This is a messenger RNA of Tremella mesenterica DSM 1558, 2181 nucleotides long. RefSeq lists its product as uncharacterized. The transcript has 5 exons. The coding region runs from base 1 to 2181 and encodes 726 amino acids. NCBI's taxonomy places the organism in Eukaryota, Fungi, Basidiomycota, Tremellomycetes, Tremellales, Tremellaceae. The record is from RefSeq and is a predicted model, not a curated record.